AUGGCGGCCGGGACGCCGCGGGCCUCCCCCGGGCCCGGCGGGCAGCGGCGGGCUGAGGUAGUGUGGCCCGAGGCACAGGCCAGCCCUAGCACCAUGGAGGAGGCCCCCGGUGCUGCAGCAGAGGGAUCUGGGGUGGAAUUCGGCUCCACUGAGCGGGAUGUAGUCAGAGUUCCGUCGCAUCUUGCUACGGAGGCAAUAGAGGCAGAGAAUGGGAACGACAAUGAAGAGGAGGAGUCUGUUCCUCUGGAGGACCAAGAAGAGACAUUUCCCCCAGCAGAAAGAGGAGUCCCUGGAGCUACAGAGCUGUUGGAAAAAUCUCCUGAGACUUUCUCGGACAAAGUAGAACUUGAGAGUUGUCCACCUGAAUUGGGUGACAUGGAGCAGCCAGUAACAGAGAGAGGAAACCCUUCCCACGCAUCUUCAGGAGCUCCUCUGCAGGCAUCUGCAUUGUCGGUGGAGUUGAACAGCUGCACAGAGUCAGAGUCUGCCUUUGAGCAAUUCGGUCAGCUUACUAGUGAGCAUGGUGACCAAAGAUGGGAAGAGGAACGCCAGCAGCAUGGAGCUGAGGAACAUGAAAUAAGCAGAAGAAGUGAGGAAACCGUAGAAGAAACAGAACUGGUUGUCUUGGAUCCAGAACAUCCUCUGAUGAGAAGAUUCCAGGCUGCCCUGAAGAAUUACCUUACUAAGCAGAUUGAAAAAGUGAACCUAGAGCUUCAGGAACUGAGGACAGCAACGAAGAAGGGCAAAGUACAGAGAGAAGAGCUCGGGGUGAUUCUUUACGGAGCGCAGCAGCAGCUGGCCCAUCUGCAGACGGAACUGGAGAAGAGCCACGACCGCCGUUCUCAGAUGGCCACAGUGCGUCGGCAGCUGGAAGAGGAACUGGAGGGCCUCAGGCUUACUUACAAGAAAAUGUGUCAGAACACAGACGAUGAACGGAAGAAAGUUUCUGCAAUGCAGACCCAGGUUGAAAACCUGGCCUUGCAUCUCUUCUACAUGCAGAAUAUGGACCAGGAUAUGCGUCAUAAUAUUUUACUAAUGAAACAGUCGACAAAGAAGGCUGAGGCAGAGAAGGUUCAGGCUGAGGUGGAAAAGAAAAAACAGGAUCUUCUACUAGACCGCUUAACGAGAAAAGCCUAUGAACUACAAGAACAGAUUGCUCUGUUUGAAGCUCAGUUUGUGGCCCAGGCAGAGGACACAAAAGUAACUCGGCAAGCAGUAAAUGAGGCUUCUAUGGAGGUACAGGCUAUUAACAUGGAGAAAAAGCGAUUGAUGAGCCACUGGAAUAGCAGCUUGGCUGGAAUGAAGCAAAGAGAUGAGGCCUAUAUUGCCACGCAAGAGUUGCUGAGCAAGUACAGGCAUGACCUCAAGUCCCUAGAAACAGACAUCCAUGGCUGCAGAAAGUCGAUCAGGAAGGAGGAGGAGAAGAAUGAGUUGCUUGUCACCAUCCUGAACCGUUCACAGAACGAUGCCAACAUGACAAAGAAACUGAUUGCCCAGUGCCUUUCAAGGCAGGAGGCCUUGAAGGUUGAAUCUGGCACCUACGCUCGCGUUCUCCAUGAGACAGAGCAGGCCCUCAACAGGACCAAGAUGGAUCAAGCCGCUCGUCUGAAUGAGUUGCUGUCCAUCAGUAAGGAUAUAGAGAAAGGAACUGCUGCCAAAGAGCAGAUGGAGAAUGAAAUCGUGGCAAAGCUUCAGGACCAGAUGAUGUCCAGCAAAGCCACAAAGCACUUCUCACAGCUGGCUGCAAAACUUCACAGGAGAAAAACGGAUCUGGAGCUGCAUUUUUCCAAGGUUGAGAAUGAUAUGGCCCAGGUUAUUCUGAAUGCAACUCAUACCAACUGCAGGCUGACAAUUCUCCAGAAAACACUUUGUGAGCUGGACAAGGAAAGAAAAAAUAUCCAUGAUCUGAUCAGCCACAAGGAAAGUGAGAUUGCAAAGUGCAAUCUCCUGACCGAGAACAAGCAAGGGGUCAUCAGCCAGUACAACAAGAGGUUGGAGAUGAUUCUUUCUCAGCAGGGGGGGCAAGAAUUGGGACCAUUGGAAAUUGAGAUCAACAAGCUGACCAAGCAGACAGAAGAAUAUAAUUCUGAGGUGAUGACACUACAGAAGUACUGGCUCAAUCUGCAGAAAGAGCUGGUCAAGUUAACACACGAACGGGAGGAACAAAUAGCCUCCUUGGAUAUGUUAAAGAAACAGAUCACCAUAAUGCAGCAGAAGAAAGUGCGCACUGAAAAUGAAAUUCAGCAGGAAACAAAAGAACAGAAAGACAUUGAACGUCACAUGAGGAACAUGUCAAAUGACUUGAUAAAGUUGAAUGUGUUGAUCAACAAGAACAACAACAGCUUCGAGGAGCUGCAAUAUGGCAACAUUAUCACAGAGAACGAGUUUGUACGCUCUCUCAAGGCAGCAGAAAAAGAAUCAGUUGAGAUGCAGGAGAGGCACAGUCAAUUGACUGAGGAGAAGGAAAGACUCCUAAACAGCCUGGUGGAAGCAGAGCAUCAAAUCAUGCUAUGGGAGAAGAAGAUCCAGCUGACAAAAGAGAUGCGUGCAGCGGUGGAUUCUGAGACGGGACAAGGCGACAUCCAAGCCAUGAGAACAGAGAUUCAUAGGAUGCAAGUCCGCUAUGGCCAGCUGAUGAAGCAGCAGGAGAAGAUGAUUCGUGAUAUGGAGGCAUCUGUUUCUCGUAGAGAGGCAAUAGCAAUUUAUGGAGAGGGUCAGAACAAAACAGAUAAGAAACGUAUCACCAAGAGCGACUUCCACCGCAAGAGACUGGAGCUGAGAAAGAAGAUCAGCGAAACCCAGAAGAACGCUCAAGACUGCCACAAAACCAUCCUGGAGCUGGAGAGCACCCAAGCGUCCCUUAGUGCCACCUUCUCGGAAAAGCAGCAAGCGUUGCGCAGACUGCAGGCUGAGUCCGAUGGCCUCGAUUCGGACGCAGAAUGUCUUCGGAACGAGAAACGAUGGAACCUUUUGGAGAUCGUGGCCUACCAGACACGCCAGAAGCAUCUGCAGGCGCUGAAGGAAGGGAAGUACGCUCCCCUGUGCCGCACUGAACAAGCCUGGAGAAACGAGCAGCAGAAGCUGCAGGACCGGCUCCGCAGCAUUGAUGCUGUUGUCCGCCAGAUCCAGCAGGAACAUCCUCAGCACCAACGGGCUCUCCAGUGGCUCAGUCAGCGCUUGGAAUCCAGGCUGGGCUCGCAGGAGACACAGACAAAAUGCGUAUAAUCAUCUGGUCUUGUUCU
This is a messenger RNA of Gymnogyps californianus (California condor), 3242 nucleotides long. It is a transcript of the gene CCDC40, whose product is annotated as coiled-coil domain containing 40. Bases 1 to 3225 code for a protein of 1074 amino acids. Gene Ontology annotation, biological process: epithelial cilium movement involved in determination of left/right asymmetry; axoneme assembly; heart looping. The record is from RefSeq and is a predicted model, not a curated record. Gene Ontology annotation, cellular component: cytoplasm; cilium. Lineage: Eukaryota; Metazoa; Chordata; Aves; Accipitriformes; Cathartidae. The transcript is spliced from 20 exons.